Cydia splendana is the source of this 863-nucleotide messenger RNA. Its product is annotated as NADH-ubiquinone oxidoreductase chain 5-like. Gene Ontology annotation, biological process: electron transport coupled proton transport; ATP synthesis coupled electron transport. The transcript has a single exon. Gene Ontology annotation, molecular function: NADH dehydrogenase (ubiquinone) activity. The record is from RefSeq and is a predicted model, not a curated record. NCBI's taxonomy places the organism in Eukaryota, Metazoa, Arthropoda, Insecta, Lepidoptera, Tortricidae.
AUGGGUUUACCAGAUUUAGCAUUUUUUCAUUUAUUAACUCAUGCUAUAUUUAAGGCUUUAUUAUUUAUAUGUGCUGGUGUAGUUAUUCAUAUAAUGAAUAAUAUUCAAGAUAUUCGUUAUAUGGGGGGAAUUAGAUAUUAUUUACCUUUUACUUCCCUAUGUUUAAAUAUUUCUAAUAUGGCUUUAUGUGGGAUUCCUUUUUUAGCUGGAUUUUAUUCUAAAGAUAUAAUUUUAGAAAUAGUUUCUUUAAGAUAUUUAAAUAUGUUUAUCUUUUUUUUAUAUUAUGUUUCUACUGGUUUAACUAUAUAUUAUAGAUUUCGUUUAAUAAUAUAUUUAAUAGUUAAUGAUUUUAAUUUACUAAGAGUUUAUAAUUUAUAUGAUGAGGAUUUUAUUAUAUUAAAGAGUAUGUUUACCUUAUUAUUUAUAAGAGUUGUUAGAGGAAGAUUUUUAAGAUGAAUAAUUUUUUCUUACCCAUAUACAAUUUAUUUAUCAUUUAAUAUAAAAAUGAUAGUUAUUUAUGUAAGUUUAUUGGGUAUAUUAAUAGGUUAUUUAGUUAGUAAUAUAAAAAUUUAUUCAUUAAAUAAAUUUUUAUGUACUUAUACUUUAAGAAAUUUUUUAAGAUUAAUGUGAUUUAUACCUAAUUUAUCAACUUACGGUUUAAGAUAUAAUUUUUUAAAUUUUGGUCAAAACUUAUUAAAAAUUGUUGAUAUGGGGUGAAGAGAGAUGUAUAGAGGUCAGGGGAUAUUUUUUAUUUUAAAAAAGUAUUCUAUUUUUUAUUAUUUUUAUCAAAUAAAUAAUUUUAAAAUUUAUUUAUUUAGAUUUGUUUUAUGAAUAAUUAUUAUAUUAUUUAUUUUAUUUAUUUA